This is a messenger RNA of Lolium perenne, 2216 nucleotides long. Lineage: Eukaryota; Viridiplantae; Streptophyta; Magnoliopsida; Poales; Poaceae. The record is from RefSeq and is a predicted model, not a curated record.
UAUAGAUCGGUACAGUUCCUUCACCACGCGCGUACCAGAUUGAUGCCUCUCUCAGUCUCUCUCCGUCCCAGAUUGAUGCCUCUCUCUCCGUCCCAGAUCCCGACGCUGGCGAUCGCGCGUGGAAGCGAUGGCUGCCAUGCCCGCAUCUAUGAGCCGGGGAACACUUCAGGCGGCGAGCCAACCAGCGAGAAAAGAGCUCGGGAGAGGUCGGAGCUUCUCCACAAGAUCCACGACUCGUACGAGUGUGCCCACAAGCGGCUCACCAUGGCCAACGUUGAGAUCCCUUUCGUCGGCGCCGGCCUCUCGAUCGGCCUUCUCGACCCGACCGCCAACAUCAUCUACAACACCCUCGCCGCCUCCGACCUCUGCCGCGGCGCCGCCGACAACCUCUCUGGCAUCGAGGGUGUUAAUCUCCUAGACAUGGCGCAGCGAUCGGUGGAUGGUCUUGUCGCCUUCGUCACCUGCUUCUUCCGCUACCUCCCCGACUGGCAAGCCGUGCGCUACCUGCUCCUCGCCGGCGCCGACCUCGUCGUCGCUGCGCGCCUCGUCGUGCAUGACCGGUGUCUCCAUAUGUUCAACUUCAGUUCCGACACCAGCAAAUCCGUCGUCCGGACUUCCCUUAUCUGCGCCGCCCUAGCAUCAAAGCACAUGAACCCCGAGCACCUCGUCCGCACCUGGCUGUCACCCUCUUGCCCUCUGGAUGAAGCCGUCCAUGCGAUUCAGAACGACAUCAAUAACUUCACCUGCGUGUUCAACACAGAUUCUGUCGGGGUUCCUGACAUACAAACGCAACCCCUCGAUUUCGCUUGGAACCGCGCAUUGGCCAUCCCUCCAUCGACAACCGUGCGGUAUCGCCACUACCUAUCGGUGAAAUUAACGGUCCUCGACAUGAUCCACACCUUCUACCUCAAGGCGCUUGCCCGGUUGCCGGCCAGUGAGCUCCGGUCCUGCUACCACGAAAGCCUGAUGAAGGCUGGCCACUGCUAUGGCCCCUUCGACCCCGUCUCCAACAUCAUCAUCAACACUAUCUGGUACAACACUGUCUCCCCACCGACCCAACAACUCGAGCUUGAUAUGAUCAGUACCAAGAGUCUGCUACGCAUCGAGGCUCGCUCCUUCUAUGGUCUUGUUUCUUUCCUCUGCGCUCGCGCCAACAAACUCUAUGGAGCCAUGCGCAUGCUGCUCCGCUCCGACUGCACUUUGGGGGAAUUCAACUCUCUGGCUACCUUCGGGGAUCAAACCGACAUUUACGAUGCCUUCAGGGUUGCCGGUGAGGCUGCCCGGCACCCAAACCCUGCUGCACAAGCAGAGUUUCUGACCUCAUGCAGUGUUUCAACCCUUCGUAAUCCCUUACCGCCGGGUGACGCCCCGCUCGACUCUGCCGAUGUUCGCCGCAUUGCCGCAAUGCUGUGUCCAGGAUCCCCCAGUGACCCUGUCAAGCCACUGCAGCAUCAGUCCGUUCCCAGGACCAAGGUCUCCAGUGUUGCACGAUAUCGAAUCAAUAAAUGGAAGAACGAGCACACACGAAUCUCUAAGCAAGUGAAAGCAGCGCUGGACUCAUACGUGCUGCAGAACAAGGAACCAAUGUAUGAUCUUCAUGUUAUUUGUGGUGUGAACAACUCUGUAUCUGGCCCUGACUACAAUAUGGAUACUCACGGGCCCGACUUCAUAUACCAUCACAGCCAUAUUAAUUUUCUGGCAAGCCCAAGAGGUGAAAAUCCACAACUCUUCUUUGCUGAAGUUAGCAAUGACGAGGCACAGGAUGAAGGCGGGAAGGCCCUCUUGUGUUGUCCUGUGAAUUUUCCCCAAACAUGCCAAGAACAAAUCCGCUGCCUGUACUGUGAUUUUGAAGGGACUAAAAUUGUACACCCGGCUAAGCAGGAAUUCCAAUUCAAAGGGCGCGACUUGGAGUUCCAGAAGAUGGUUUGUGGAAUAGAUCCGCACGAGGAGGAAAUAGAUCCAGACGGUGUGCAGAUGUACAGCAACUAUGAUAUUAUUGGCACCUCGCGCCUGGCACUAGAUCAUGUGGGACCUCUCAUAGAUGACUACAUCUAUACCAACUACGAUGAUGACACUGAUGAGGAAUACGGUAGUGAUGAUGAUAUCAUAGAGUGAGGUUGGUUUGGCUAGCGUUACUCAAACAGGUAAUUUCCCAGUUUGCGUACCAUAAAUACAGAUAUUGUGAAAAUCUGAUGUGCUACCUGAUAGUUUUCUAC